UCAGAAUAGUGUUGCCGUUCUUGUAAAGUGUUCUUUGAGCGAAAUGCAUCAAAUAAUAAUGAUACUAAACAAAUUCAAUAACUUUUAGGUUAGCUAUUAUCGGAUCUUAUCGAUUUUUAGAUAAUGUUGAAACUGUUUAUUUCGUCACUUGCGUCUAGUGUUGUUUAUAUUUCAGCUUAGAUUUCAUUUUUGAUUUUUAUAUUGAAAUAAAGGAUGGUGCAAAACACUAUACUAAGAUGACAAUGUACAUAAACUAAACGGCAUAACCGUAUUCUGUCAAAGUGGAGCUCAGAACGUAGCGAAUGCUUGGAAUAAUUAUGUGUACUUCAUUUUACAAUUGCUUUAUUCGUUAGUAAUACAUGCCUAUGAAAUGUUCUCUUCCAAAUAUGUAUUUUGCAUCUUAGUCGUAACUACGACAGUAUUGAUUUACGUACUAUAUCAAAACUUAAAGGAAAAUGAAAGCCCAGUAACUAUACUUUCUCGAAAAACAACCAUUUCAAAUGCUUUACACAUUGCCGUGGUAGCUUGUGGACAGCGAUUGGAGGAAACUUUAGUGAUGAUAAAAUCUGCGCUAUUGUAUAAUGAGCCAACACAAUUGUUAAAAUUUUUAAUAUUUACUGAAGAUAAAUUAUUUGACGCGUUUCGCGAAAAGCUUAGUGAUUGGCAAGCGUUACAAAUGUUCGAAUUUGAAAUUCUACCACUACGGUUUCCAUCAAACCAAAAAGAGGAGUGGUACAGCUUGUUCAAACCUUGUGCUGCGCAGCGUCUUUUUUUACCGACUCUUUUGUCUGAUGUGGAUAGUAUAUUAUAUGUUGACACUGACAUAUUAUUUUUUUCACCAGUUUCUGAUAUCUGGGAUUUUUUCAAUCGGUUUAACAGUACACAGUUAGCUGCUCUUGUUGCAGAACAUGAAGAUUCUAACAUUGGUUGGUAUAAUCGUUUCGCCCGCCAUCCAUAUUAUGGAAAACUGGGCGUGAAUUCUGGUGUCAUGCUGAUGAAUCUUACUCGAAUGCGUACAUUCGGUUGGAAUGAAAAAAUUUUACCGAUUUAUAAAGAGUAUAAAUUGCGAAUUACAUGGGGGGACCAAGAUAUUAUAAACAUAUUAUUUUAUUAUCAUCCAGAAAAACUUUAUUUAAUGCCUUGCAAUUACAACUAUCGAGCAGAUCAUUGUAUGUAUAUGAAUGUAUGUGAUAUAUCAAAAAAUGGUGUUAAAAUAUUGCAUGGCAAUAGAGGUUAUUUCCACUCAGCUAAGCAACCAUUUCGAAUACUCUAUAGUUCGAUUCAAAGUCUUCAACUUAAAAAUAGCCCUUACCAAAACUUUGUAUUACCAAUGCAAGAAGCUAUGGUGGAUUCACACCUUUUUGAGUCGAAUUGUGGAAAAGUGCUGAAAGGAUUACUAAGUAAAACUGUCAACGACUUAGAUUAUGCAACAUAGUUUUAUUAAGUAUUUGUAAAUAAAUCUGUAUUUAUAGAGUAUACAUUUUUCUAUUAUUUAGUUUAAGAAAAAUAAACAUAUU
Messenger RNA from Teleopsis dalmanni, 1517 nucleotides. It is a transcript of the gene shams, whose product is annotated as glucoside xylosyltransferase 1. Bases 371 to 1435 code for a protein of 354 amino acids. Gene Ontology annotation, biological process: protein O-linked glycosylation via N-acetylgalactosamine. The record is from RefSeq and is a predicted model, not a curated record. NCBI's taxonomy places the organism in Eukaryota, Metazoa, Arthropoda, Insecta, Diptera, Diopsidae. The transcript is spliced from 4 exons. Gene Ontology annotation, molecular function: UDP-xylosyltransferase activity.